Saccostrea cuccullata (small rock oyster) is the source of this 976-nucleotide messenger RNA. RefSeq names its product sialin-like. The transcript has 5 exons. The annotation marks the transcript as partial. Gene Ontology annotation, biological process: transmembrane transport; monoatomic anion transport. Gene Ontology annotation, cellular component: membrane. The record is from RefSeq and is a predicted model, not a curated record. Gene Ontology annotation, molecular function: transmembrane transporter activity. NCBI's taxonomy places the organism in Eukaryota, Metazoa, Mollusca, Bivalvia, Ostreida, Ostreidae.
AACUUACUUCCACCCUGGCUGGACAUCUUUAGAUCCCCUGCGGUGUGGGCUAUUGUUGCUGCUCAUUUUGCUGAGAACUGGGGAUUCUACACUUGGCUCACAGAGCUUCCCAGCUUCAUGAAGUAUGCUCUGAAUUUUGACAUACAAAAUGCUGGAUAUCUAGCAGCCCUGCCCUAUGCUGUGAUGGGUCUGGUGGUGAUGACCUGUGGUUUCCUAGCAGACUCCCUUUUGGCACACUGCCAGCUAUCAGUUGUUGCUGUCAGGAAAAUGUUUACAUGUGGAGCCUUCCUGAGCCAGCUGGUGUUUAUGGUAGCAGCUGGAUAUCUGAUGACCCCGGUAGCGGCCGUUGUUUGUGUGACCAUUGCUGUGGGGCUGGGGGGCUUUGCCUGGGGAGGAUUCAGUGUCAACCAUCUAGAUAUUGCUCCACAGUAUGCCAGUAUUUUAAUGGGAAUAUCCAACACAUUUGCCACGAUUCCUGGAAUAGUCAGCCCUGGACUAACUGGUGUGAUAGUCAGCAAUCAGCAUGACAAGAGUGAAUGGCAGAUUGUGUUUUACCUAGCGGCAGGAAUCUACCUAGCAGGGGGUGUUAUAUAUGGACUGCUGGCCUCGGGCCACAGACAAGAGUGGGCGGAGGUUCCCACGGGGUACAUGUCACAAGUGGACGAAAAUAUCAAAGAUGAUCUAUGAUGUGAGAAUAACUAUAUAAAAUAAAUCACCAGAGAGGAGGAGAAAGGACGCCAAAGAGGAGGGGAAUGGGUGUUCAGUGUUUACCUCAGGAUCUCUGAAAUUAUGUCUAAAAAACUUAAUAAAUGUGCAAUAGAUUGAGCUUUAGUGAGAAAGUAGUUUAUCUGUUGUAGAUCUGUAUUUUAAUUGAUAUGGUAGUAAAUGUUUGGUAAACUUUUUUCUCAGCUAGUUUUAUAAAAGAAAAACUUCCUGCUUAAUUGAUAUCAUAGUUCUAGUAAUCAAUACAAUAACU